AUGUUUGAAAUCAGUAUAAAACGUAAUAAGUGCUAUUGUGCAUCAUGUUAUGAUUCCACACAACCGAAUGUUUUAACAGCAGCCAACACUAAAUAUACUGUACCAAGAGGAUGGGUAGCUUUCGGCAUUCAAGUAGACAAUGCAUUCGCUACCAGUAACAAAAUAUUUGAUAAUUGGUAUACAACCUUCUUUGGAACAUCCAAAGAUAAACUUGAAGAUAUCAUUCGCAAUCGUUUUAUACCAUUUCCUGGUGAUCACCUUCUGUCUGGUGGAACAUUUGUUCUUAAUUUACCAGAUCAAAACCACGUUUAUACAUCACCUUCGAUAAAUUAUGCAUCCCUGGAGCAUGUGUGUCCUAUUGACACUAUGACUAUCGAUGGCACCUCCUACGAUUUCCAAGUCGUUCUUCAAUGUAAACAAAAUCCAGCUGACGUCCAAAAGCUUCGAAGUGGCAAACCUAAAGUUUGUAAAUAUCUUUCAGAUGCUGAUCUUCAAUGGAAAACUGAUCAGCGAUCAUCCGUCGUACCAACCCAUCUUUUGAUACGCGCUAAAAAACGUUGA
Rotaria sp. Silwood1 is the source of this 561-nucleotide messenger RNA. The record is from the annotation of a GenBank genome assembly. NCBI's taxonomy places the organism in Eukaryota, Metazoa, Rotifera, Eurotatoria, Philodinida, Philodinidae.